CACAAAAGCGAAAUUCCGUGAUCAAAUGAGCAUAAAAUUCAAACUUCAUUAACUUAUGUAACUGUGUACGUAUUUGAAGUAUAUCACCGGCGUUAUACCGUAGAUAAGAUCCAGUACAACAGGCGUUCGACGUGGCAACCGGAAAUUAAUUGUAUACAAUCCAAUAUGGCUUCAUGUUUAUGAUUAACUUUGCUCCAAUAUAACUGCAAGACCUUCGAAGAAGAUGAGCGAAGAAAGCAUUAUCGCUGAGAGCUACUCUAAUUUAAAAGAUGCUAUUCUGUUGGGACGAACAGACAUUGUAAGGGGGAUCCUGUCAACUGCAGCGGAGAGCAGGUUUGAAAAUGGUUUCUUUGAAGAUGAUGAAGAAGAAAGGGAUGGAGAAGAUUUCCGAAUCAGGAAAUGGGAUGAAGAUUAUGAGGAUAAUCCAUACGACAUUCUACGUGUCAUGUUGAACUUUAUUGACAAUGAUGCUGGCACUGCCUUGCAUCUUGCAACCAAGCUAGGUAAUGCUGAUAUCACAAGAGCACUGCUAUCUGCUGGGGCCGACCCGACAAGGAUUAACAAAGAAGGAGCUACGCCAUUUGAAUAUUGUACUGAUGAAAAGAUCCUCCGAGUUUACAAUGAACAACUUCUUGAAGCUGCUGCUCACAGUCAAUUAACGAAAUUGGAAAGGUUACUGAAUGCUGGUGUUAGUGCUAAUGCUGGUGAUGGCACAGAGUCAAACAAUCGUGCCAUCCAUUGGGCGGCAACGUUCGGUGGUCAUGAGGCUGUCAAAUUGCUUUGUGAGCACAACGCAGACGUGAACGCAAAAAACCGCGACGGCUCGACCGCCUUGUUUGAUGCAGUGAAACGAAGAGACAAAGCAAUUCUUGAAAUACUCUUGACGUAUGGCGCAAGGACGGACAUCUCUCUUACGCAAGGAUCAAAUAAAGGUAAAACUCCCGUCGACCUGGCACCAGACAAUUCUGAGAUAAAAGAUCUGCUACUGAACCCUCCCGAGAAAAUCGUUCUCACUCCUGAAAAAUCACACAAUGAAACGAAUGGUCCGUUAAACGAAUCAGAUGUUGUGGACCGUGACAGUAUCAGCAGCCUGAGUAGCCUGGGGGAGACUAAAAGCGACGUCAAGAUCACGGAGAAUGGAGAAGCUGAAAGCGCACGUGAAAUCGACCUGACCCUACUUUGGCCUUACCCUCAGCAGUUGACCUUGAUCAAAGGCAGUCGAUAUUACCCCGAGGCGUACCUCAGUAUUAGAAUACUGACACAUAAGGAUGAAGAUCCAUACAACAUUCAGGACAUGUGGCGUGCUGUUGAUGAAUCCUUCAAGAAGCUUGGCUUUUCACUCAGAGUACUUUUCGUCUCUGAUGAGGAUCAUGGCGUAGUACCAGGAUGCAUUACGUGCUCGAUCUCUCCUUUGCUGUUCUCGAAAACUGAAAGUUAUUCCAUUCAUGUCUCGUCUCAAAGGAUACGUCUACGUGGCAGCGAGCCUCGGGCUCUGUGGUACAGCAUUAACACGUUGCUGCAAUUGUUCAGGUUGUCGCACGGAGUUGGUAUUCCACAGAUGCAGAUUAACGAUUGGCCAGACCUAAAGUACAGGGCAUUCUUAGUGGAUAGUGGUCAUGGAAGAACCCUUAAUUCAGAUUCCUUGUUAUUCUUAGUUGAUGUUCUCUCAAAUCUUAAAUACAAUCAGAUGGUUUUAUGUGUUCAAAAUGGUUUUCUAUUUGAGAAACACGAAGAGGCAUGUAAGGAUUACUCUCGAUACUCCCAAAGCGAAAUUCUAAAGCUAGAUCGAUAUUGUCGGAAAAGAUACAUUGAGUUGAUCCCCUUUAUGGACCAUAUAUCCGAUUUCGGCAGAUGGUUGAAACAUGAUAAAUAUAAAAAUCUUGGAAAGUCUCCGGCUGUCAACUGCACGUCUGAGGGGACAAGUACGUCAGAAUGUUUGUGCCCAGAGAAUGUUGAGACUGCAAGUUUUGUGAGGGACCUGAACUCUCAGCUAUGUACAUCGUUUCCCACAGCAAGGUUCAUCCAUGUCGGGCUGAGCAAUGUGACUGAUUGCGAUAUCAAGUCUAAAACUUCAACAGACAAAGAUCUUCCGAUAAUAAAACAUGCCAGAAAUAUCAACGAAAACUCCAGGAAACACAAGAAAGCGUGUAUGAUGUGGACUAACUCGUUUCACGACUAUUUGAAGCAUGGACACGAGUUACCGGAAGGCAUGAUUGCUAUGGAAUAUGGGGGAAAGUCUUCCUACGAAUUUGGUGUGUUUUGUAAGCUCUGCUCUGAUUCUGGAGUUCCGUAUUACGUAUGCCCAGGCACCAUGAACUGGACAAGUCUCGUUGGAGCAGAUAGUAUUGACUUAAUCGACGAUGCUGUACAGACCGCUGUCCUUUUUAAUGCUCUGGGUAUACUCGUCACAGAUUGGUCAGCAUAUGGUCACGUGUCUCCAGUCGAGGUCAGCUUGCCUGCAUUCGCAGCUGGUGGGGCGCUUGCUUGGAACUCGAAAAUAAAACAGGAAAGCGUGGUAUCAACUCUUCCCAAAGUUCUGAACGUACACGUGUUCCAAGACGAGGCAGCCGUGAUAGGAAAUGUUCUUCAAAAUUUGACUCAGGUUCAUAGAAUUCUUCAACCCCGACCAGUGCCGACGGAUGACGUAGCACAACACGCUGUUUAUCCGGGAAACAAUGCUGACGAUGCUAGUCAAUUACUACAGCUGUUCCUGUUUCCAAAUGAUGUAAAACUCAACAACCUCGACAGCGAUAAUAUCCAGAAAGCGUCUCGAUGUUUGCGGAAGAACCAGGCGUCUUUAGCCAAGACUCAAAUGAAAUGCCACCGAGCUUCGACCACCGUGAAAGCACUUCACCUGGUUUUAGAUAUGGCGUUGUACUCUUGCAGAGUUGGACGUGGAUUGCUCAUCGGGAAAAGUGAUAAAAAUUCUGAAGCAGGAUUCACUGCUACUUCAUGUUUGCCAAGCAUAAUGCGAACAGAUCUUGCUAACAGACUUUUAGGGAUCAUUGAAAAUCACCGUCGCAUCUGGCCAUUAAACAAUAAACCUGGAGGAGUGGAGGAAUCGGUCAAAAUUCUACAAAGAGUUUUUGAUGAAAUUGUUCCUUCAUCAACUCUGUCGGUUUAACUGUAGAAAAUUUAAAUUUCAUUCCCCCAACACGAAAAAUGAAUACUUUCGGAAUUUCGACAGCUUGCACGCAGAAGUGGAAAAAUUCAACUCGCUAAAAAAUACGAUGGCAUGUUGCAUAGGACAACUUUUGUUAUCUCUUCAUAAGGCAAUCGAGUAAUUUAAACUGUCUUGAAACGGUUUACAUAAUUCACAAGUGAUCACUUAAAACGUUAUCCUGUUACCCCAGGGUUUUCAAAUUUUGUUGAAAGGUUGUCGUAUUACCUACGGCGAAUCUUAGAGAUUUAGAAUAUGAAUGAACUUUGUCUUUGAUCGCUCUGGAGUUCGUUGAAAACGAAUGCGACAAAAAACAUGCCGUAGAAUUUGAUUUAGUUUGUAUCUAAGUGAUCUACUGUAUUUAUUUGUAAUAUUUAGCAGAUUAAUUUGUUUCAUUAAUUGUCUAAUCGGCUGAAGUCGGAUUAAAAUCCGGAUAAAAUCAGUCUGAUCCCAGUUAGAUAUUGAAAUGUUGUCGUUUGAUCUGAUUUUGACUAGAUAUUUCGAUUUCACCUCAACGCAGAGGAAGGUAGAACAAAAAGGCAACAGUUUUUAGGGUCGUUUCUAGAGAAGAGUUCCCUGAACCAGAACCGAUUCAGUAAUCUAAUCCUGAUCUGAGCA
Dendronephthya gigantea is the source of this 3778-nucleotide messenger RNA. RefSeq lists its product as uncharacterized. Gene Ontology annotation, biological process: carbohydrate metabolic process. Bases 224 to 3124 code for a protein of 966 amino acids. Lineage: Eukaryota; Metazoa; Cnidaria; Anthozoa; Malacalcyonacea; Nephtheidae. The transcript has 24 exons. The record is from RefSeq and is a predicted model, not a curated record. Gene Ontology annotation, molecular function: hydrolase activity, hydrolyzing O-glycosyl compounds; protein binding.